This is a messenger RNA of Trichophyton rubrum CBS 118892, 855 nucleotides long. RefSeq lists its product as uncharacterized. The record is from RefSeq and is a predicted model, not a curated record. The coding region runs from base 1 to 855 and encodes 284 amino acids. NCBI's taxonomy places the organism in Eukaryota, Fungi, Ascomycota, Eurotiomycetes, Onygenales, Arthrodermataceae. The transcript has a single exon.
AUGGCUGAUGAAUGCAAGCUGAUCUAUGCCCCUAGACGAAGAUGUCUGAGCUGGGCGGUUGAGUGGAUAUUCCCUAAUGGCCAGAAAACGAUAACCAAGUGCUUAGAGAGUACCAGCGUUGGAACGGCACUCACUCGCGUGCCCCUAGUUAAGGAACUAGGUUUUGCCAGCUGCGUAAACGAUGAGAAGAUCACAGAGCCUCCGGCAAAAAAGAGGAAAGUAUCCAUUGAAAAGAACGCCAGGAACGAUGCUAUCGAUCCAGUGGAAGGGAGCACAGUCACAUCUUGCACCCUUGAAGGUUCUGUAAGCGUGGAAGAAGGGGGUGAUCCCGUCCCAGACGAUGUAUCUUCAUCUAAAACACUGAGCCCUGGACCUGCAUUCCCGUCCGCAAACGAAUGCGAGACCCCCCUAACGCCGCUACCAGUAUCUCUAACAUCCACAGCUCCACCAGCACCCGAAGAUAACCCUCUCACUAACAAUGAUGGUUCAUCAACUCAACUACAUAUCUACCUGCACAGGCCGCAGACAUGCGCCAAAGUUCCGGUUCUCAUACCGGUAGCAGACCAGUCAAUGGCCUUGGGAGCGGUGCUUCGUGACAGAACCGUCCUCGAAUUCCCCACUUUUUAUGUGCUUGAGCAUUCUCCAGACCAGAUAUCAGGUGAAAAGUAUUUGCUGGAAGAACAGUACAUAACUCAGUUUAAAGAUGAUAUCGACCCAGACGGCUCCGGUGAAGAAGGGGAAAUAGAUGAAGAGGAAAGCGAAGAAGGAAAAAGACUCGCUGAGUUGAAUGCUUUAAAGGUAAUGGAAGUACUCAGGAAAGACCUGGAAGCAAAUGUUGCAUCAUAUUUUGAAUAG